AUUUUAUUAUUAUUUAUUCCUCUGCAGCCUAGAAGACAAGAACUAGAGGAUAUAGGACUAGGAAUUUAAUGAACAGGGCUAGAAGAAUGCCAGGACUUAUUCCUCUUCUAAUCCUUCUCCCUGCAGUCUCAGCGCAAUGGAUAACUCUGCAGGAAACAAGGAAUGUUAAAAUCGAGGGAAAAGUGUUUGUUUGUAAAUAUGAACUGGUUUACCAGGGUAACCUGGAGCUUGAUGAAUCUUCAAACUCUGUCCUAUGUGCCCCUAACAUUAGGAAGAAGGGGAGGGCGAUUGAGAGCUUCACUAUUUUGGACAAGAACGUGACAUUAGAGCACUGGGUAAAGAAGGGAGUAGAUACCAUUAUCUCAACAACCAUUACAGAUCUACCUAAAGCAGAAGUUCCCGCAAGUGAGAUGAAUUGUAAAUGCAAGAUUAAGAAAGCUCCUCAGAUGUCGGAUCCAAGCAAAUUUUUUGACAAAUUAAGUCAGGUUCUAGACAGUGUUUUGUCUCCUGAUCUCUCCAGAACCAUACCAUCAGGAUUGAACACUAAGGAGUCUAAAAGGGCACUAUUUGGAGGACUUUUUGGAGGACUUCCAGCCACCCAAACUGGAACUCAAAACGGAGGCCUUCUUGGUGGCGGAGGUUUGCUCGGAGGCGGAGGCCUGUUUGGCGGAGGUUUAAAUACUGGAGCAACCACAGGAACUCAACCUGGAGGGCUCCUUGGAGGCACUGGUCUAUUCGGCGGAGGUUUAAAUACCGGAGGCACUACAGGAACUCAAACUGGAGGGCUCCUUGGAGGCACUGGUCUGCUCGGCGGAGGUUUAAAUACAGGAGGAACUGGAACUCAAAGUGGAGGGCUCCUUGGAGGCACUGGUCUGCUGGGUGGAGGUUUAAAUACAGGAGGAACUGGAACUCAAACUGGAGGACUUUUUGGAGGCACUGGUUUGUUUGGUGGAGGCUCAAAUACUGGAGGAACAACAGGAACUGGGAUAUCAGCAACUACAGGAACUCAAACUGCAGGAACAGGUCUACUUGGAGGUCUCCUGGGAGGAGGUGGAGGUGGUCUCCAGGGUAUGAUCACUCAGGCCAUGAUGGAUCAAGUAACGAAGAAUCCAGAGAUGAUCACUAACAUGGCCCAAUCUUUUAUAGAAAGCGGUGCUUUGGAGAAGAUGGUUGGACAGAUGGUUGAGAGUGGGAUGGUUGAGAAAACUAUCCAGAAUAUGAUUGAUACUGGAGCUGUAGAGAAGGUUGUGGAGAAGCUGAUGGAGAGCGGAACUAUAGAGGAUAUCAUAUCACAAGCUCUUGAUCAGUUAGACACAGAUCAGAUCGGACAACUCUUCGAACAAUUCGGAGAAAAUGAAGAGGAGAUGAAAAACUUCUUUGACAAAUUGAUCGAGGAGUAUUUUGGAAAUAUUGAUACAGAGAUGAUAAAUGAGGUUUUGUCUGAGCUUGAAAAUGUGGAAGCUGAGCUUGACUGUAGCUGUGUCCCCAAGCAGAAAUAAGCAAAAUUUACAAAGAGAAAACGACAUCGGGACCGGAAUUAUUAAUCAGUGCUGCACGUGAAUACAUGAAAUGGAAUAAGUUGGCGGAAUAUUUUUGUAAAAUGGGAAUAUUUGUAAAAUGGGAAUAUUGUAGCGGAAUCUUUAAUAAACAUUUUGAGCAUCAUUA
Molecule: messenger RNA, 1665 nt
Organism: Eurytemora carolleeae
Lineage: Eukaryota; Metazoa; Arthropoda; Copepoda; Calanoida; Temoridae
Product: keratin, type II cytoskeletal 1
Exons: 12
Coding region: 69-1499 (476 amino acids)
Source: RefSeq, a predicted model, not a curated record